ACCUGCCGUGUCUCCUAUCCCUCGACCUUUGCCUGCCAGGGAUCCACACGCUCGCCUCCGCUUUCUACGCAAGCUCUUUUCCUCAUCUUUUCGUACAGAUGCGGUUCUCACCGACGAGCCUCGUGAUCCCCUGGAUUUCUCUGCUACAUUGCCUCUACCUCGUGCACUUCCAAAACAUGGCGAUAAUGCUCGACACACACCAGCACCAUUCACCACCCAAUCCUCCACCAUCGAUACUUCCCCAACCCUCAAAUCCCACUUACAUCGACUAUCAACUUGGUGGCCCCUUCAGACAAAUCAUGCAUCACCCGCUAUCGUCGAUGUUCCUCUCGCGCCGGGUAGACUGCGGUACGCUGCAGCGGGUGCUCCCGGCCCUGAAGAUGACCUCAUACGCGACGAAGACUACAUUCCUCCUCCUCCUUCCCCCAAUCCCGGCUCACGCCUAUGGAUUGGCAACUCCGGACAGCAUGGAAGAAGCCGGUUCUGUUUCUGCUUCUAACUGAAUUUGAUCGGGUAUCUCAUUACUGUAAUUGUUGCUCGCCAUAUGCGU
Suillus fuscotomentosus is the source of this 550-nucleotide messenger RNA. RefSeq lists its product as uncharacterized. NCBI's taxonomy places the organism in Eukaryota, Fungi, Basidiomycota, Agaricomycetes, Boletales, Suillaceae. The coding region runs from base 99 to 503 and encodes 134 amino acids. The record is from RefSeq and is a predicted model, not a curated record. The transcript is spliced from 4 exons.